This is a messenger RNA of Paramuricea clavata, 6952 nucleotides long. Lineage: Eukaryota; Metazoa; Cnidaria; Anthozoa; Malacalcyonacea; Plexauridae. The record is from the annotation of a GenBank genome assembly.
AUGCUGAAGGUACAAAUUAUUUCUACUGUUUUCAGCAAGAAGAUUCCAACUUUGUUUAGUCUUCUGAGUGCAUUGGAUGAACCUAGACCUGUCGUUGUACGAUAUGGAGGUAAAUAAAGAUAAAUUUCAAGCACAUUUCAACAUAAUUCUGACAUUUUGGUCCGACAUGAUGGCACACUAAUUAUUUAAACAAAACAGAAAAGUUGUACAUUUGAAAUUUGAAUAUUCAAUAUAAGAAUAGGUUAUCAUAUGAGGGGCGAGGCGUUAUCAGUUUUAUCGCUUGAGGGACAGUAUCAUAAAUGUUACGAGUGAAAAUGCAGCAUUUUGAUUGAUCCGGAGAUAUACUAUGCAUGUAUUGUGCAUGCUUUGUAAGUAAAAUCCAGGACGUUCAAACCCCAUUGAAACGCAUAUACAAGGAGCAUUAUUCAGGACCUAUACAUAACCUGUGUACUGUGUACUGUGUAAACAGUAUAUGUUAUUUCUUUUGCCAGACAAGACAUCGUACGUGUCUGACAUAACACUACAUAUCAUCUUCAGCUGUCAAAAUCCUCCUCUACUUCUGACGUAUGACUCGUUCCUAGGAGUACAUUCUCUGUGGCUUGUGCGAGAGGCAAGAAAAGAGGUAUGAAUUAUUCUGACAGUGAUUUAAAAAGUAGCCUGCGUGCAGGCCCAAGGGAACUGAUAGUGGGCCUGCAACCAUCGCGCGGUAUUUUGUAAAACGCCCCUUUUCAUAACACGCCCCAUUCGCGCGUCAAUUGUCAAAAAAGAACCAAUGACAGCACCCAAAUAUUAACAAACAAACUCGCAUUAAAAUGUUGCGGGGUUUUCUCUGCUUAUUCAGAACACUAAUAAACAAUGUGUAAAUGGAUGCGUUUUAACUCCAAAAAAGCAAGCAACGCAGUCAGUAAUUGCCAAAUUUGCAAGUGCUCAUUUUCAACUAAAAUCGGAACAGGCAAAUUAGGACGAAUUUCAACAGAAAACCAGUCUCAAACUUCAAAUCAUGAGGGAAGUCGGGCGACCACAUUAGGAUUUAUAUUAUGUGUGCUUCGCUGUCGCCAUUGGCAUUGUUAUAAAUAAAUUGUCUCACUUAUCAGAUCGUGUGUGCAAUUCUUGUUGGCGGCGGAAAGUACGAACUUUAUUUCAUUUGGUAAAGAACUCUACAAAAGAAGAGAGCGUUCCGAGUCCAGAUCGUUUCGUUUCAAACGGCAAUUUAAUACCACCUUCUGUUUCGCUCUCUCAGCGAAGCCUUGUAAAUCGCAAAGUGUUUCGAAUAGGCUUACAGUCCUUACAUGCAACUGCAUCUCAACAUCACCCAAAAGAUAAUUUUCUUGAGGAAGUGAGAACACAUAACGUAUCAACUGAAGUCUGUUUGAAAUUAAUGAAACUCAAGUAAAGGUUACUAUAGUUUACCCCAGUCGUAAUUUGCUAUUCCAACACCUCACGACAAGCAAUCCCCAUUGGCAUAACGGCAAAAACAUGUCUUCCUUCAAGUAAACAAUAAACAGUCUGUUCUUGUUCCAUUUGUAAUCGAAAAAAGUGAUGAAUUUUCAAAUUUUAAGCUUAUCGAGAGCCUUUGUCUAUGCCUUUGUGAUGAAUCACUGUUCCCUGGGGCCUGCAUGCUAGGUUAAUUAAUUACCGAUCGCCUCAGCUAGCCAAUGGGAAUUUAGCCGGCGGUUCGGCCGGCGAAAAUCGAAAACAUGGGGUGAUGGUUGCAGGCCCACUAUCAGUUCCCUUGGGCCUGCACGCAGGCUAUUUAAAAAGUAGCCCUAGCCCCAAUGUUGACUUCUUUAGUAUUGCACGUUACCCCCAUCUCCCAGGGAAGGGGUCUUUUCUGUCCAAAAUAUAAGGAGAAAAGAAAAGUUAACUUAGUUAAUAAGAGUGUGAUUAUAGACUGAUCAUCAUCAUCCCUGAGAUUCAACAUUUCAGAGUACGGUUUUUUCGGCGGUCGAAAAAAAGAGUACUCUCUCUACACUUGUGGAAAUGUUGAUAAUUAUGGACGACCCCUAAAGGACGGUCAUUUAUAAUGGCGUUGGGUGGCUCCGAAGAGAAAAGAAUUGGGUAAACAAAAUGUUGAGUGAGUGAAAGGUUGGGUAAAUGAAAAACAAGACAACUCAGACAAGGGUUGGGUAAUAAAAAAAUAUUGUCAUUUCCAAAGCAUGACUCACUCAAAUAUUGAAGACUAAAAAGCAAUGUCAACAGUCAUAUGUAAAUUAAUCAGAGUCACUAUCUCGAUCAUUUUCCGAUUUGUUGAAAAACAUUUCUCUUCGGUGCCACCCCACGCCAUAGAUAAUGACCGAUCCACAAUGUAGCUAAACUAAAAUCUUGUAUGCUAUAUAUGAAAGCUCUAUCAGAUCUAAACUGUUUUCCCUGGAGAUCCAGUAUUGUAACACUGCGCCAUGAAGAAACGGCCGUAGGAGGAAAGUUAAAUUAAACUACAGCCUCGGUGAAGCAAGGGUGACAGUUGACGAGUGCCGCAACUCUCGCUCGCGUUUGACCACCAACUCUCAUCGACUCUCAUACACUCUCAUCAUCUUUGAGCUAGUUUAAAUUUUGAUGAGAAUUUUUGCUUGUUUAACCUGUAACAUUUCACCAACUUACAUACAUUUGUCAAACUCUUUCUUCUCAACUUUCAUCCUCGUUUGAGUGGGACUUUAUGUGUAAUUUUAAAGACCAUGUCAAGUCUGUAAUGUGAACAAAUCCUUUGUUUACAUUUUGAACUGCUAUAGUUGUAAAAUAAGACAUACUAACUGAAUAUCUAACACUUUUCUGGUUCGCAAUUGUAAAUAAAUAUAAACUAUAGAGUACGUUUCAAUUAAAAAAAGUUCGAAAGAUGCAAAAUUAGGGCAAUGUUUAUAUCUGUGGGUCCCCCUUUGUUAUGAGCAGAACUGAUGCGCAGAACGGACUUGACAUGGUCUUUAUGAUACUUUACCGAUCUUUAUCUGAUAUACAAACUCUUGCCUUCGACUCGAUAAAGAUCGGAUGGGGAUCGGCUGCUCAUAUUUUAACCAGUACAUAUUAUAUUAGUAUUAAUUUACACUCGAAAUUUGCAUCUAGAAAAACCCUUCUGCAACAAUUUCUUGUAGGAAUAUCCAGAACCAACAAUAAGUAGCGAUUCCUCGGAUUUCCUCCCCCACCCCCUCAGUCAACGAUACCCCACUCCAAUAUUAAAGCCCGCAGCAUAUUCUCGCCUCUCUGCCGCAGCUUCCCCUCCCUCUUUCCUCUCGCGUACCUCAUCGCCAUCUGAAAAAGGAGCGAGCAGGUUCCCACAUUCUCCCUACGUAUCGUCGCCUCAAGUUUCAAGAUUUCAUUCUGCUAGAACACUGCUUCAGUCUCCUGGUCAACAUAGCUUUGGUAAGUUUGAAACAGAGGUAGAUUCUCUGGGGGUGUGGAGGGCUGCACCACCUAGCCCACGCAAACUUUAUAAGAUGAAAUUUUGAUUAUAUCAACUGUCGUGCUUUGUGCCUGAACUAUACACGUAAAAACUACACGACUGCAAACAAGUUGUUACAAAUCUGCUUACAAGCUGUCGACAAGUUGUGUUCGCACUGCUUGUUCCCAGUUGUUGUAACAAGUUUGGAACAAGCUGCUUUGACACAUUGAGAAAUCAUUUUUCUCCUAGUGCUUCGAUUUUAUUUGAACGCCACGCGUUAUUAGAUGAGAUAUUGAUUGGAUAAUCUAUUUCGUUCUAGUGGAUUCACCCUCUAUUCUUCAGUCUCCCGACAUAUUCCGCUCUCCUGCAACAAUGACGAACAGUUUUCACGAAGAGACAUACUGGCAUUGCAUUGAACCUCUAGAACCUGAGAUAUGUCUUGAACAUAUCUGGGAAGAAGCUUCUACUGUCCGGUAAAGUGAUGGAAAAAUUAAGAAAACUUAUGUAGCGACAUCGUAUUAAUUUAAGUCUGUUCUCUGAAGAUCGGAACUUCAAACCACAAAACAUCGACCUAUAUAAUGUUUUUGAGAAAAAAUAUUUCUAAAAAAUAUUUCUGAAAGGUCAUACAGUGUAAUUCUUUAUUAUUUCAGACAUGCCAGUAAAGGACAAGCAAGUAAAGCCUUUAUAACGGCUGAUGUUUGUGGAGUGAAAUACAUCUGCUUUCUUGUUCCACAUAUUUCAAAAUUAAGGUAAAAUGUUUGCUGCUAUAGUUAGGUGAGAUAAAGCCUUCAUAUGGAAAAUGUAAUACCACUUGACUGGGAUUCCCACCUAGCGCAAGGUGUGAUCCCAUCUAGCUGGGCCGGCUUGUUUCUUAUAUGAACACAAAUUGAAUUUUAUAUGCAAUAACAAAGGGCAUGCAUGCAAAUCUCACUCAGGCGAGUUCCCCGAUUAGCUGGGCGAAUUAUCCUUUCUCACGAAGGCCAAAAUCCGCCAUUUUUGGGGUACUGUCUGCCCUCGUGAAAGAUUCUUGACAAUUCAAACAACGUGAGAAGCGACUUUUAAGAGUUGUAACUGUAAAUUUACCAUUAUACAAACAACUAUAUUACUAUGCUUGUGAUGUUACUCUGAGUGUAUAUCCACACCGGGCAGCCUUCCCACCGUGGCCAAGCAUAUUUUUCAAGCCUGCCCGGUGUGGAUAUACAUUCAGAGUAACAUCACAAGCAUCUUAUUCACCUGAGUACAUUACACCAACACAGCAAAUAUCAUAACUAUACUACUAAAAAAUCGCAUUUCCUGGUGCAGAGAUUCUCAAACGUGGGAGAGGCAGUACCCCCAAAAUGGCGGAAAACUAGGCCAUGAGAAAGGCUAAUUGCUACUUAACUCGUAACAAAAGACAUGCGCAAGUUACUUAGUUAGGCCUACGGGAUUUUCGCCUGGAUAUAGAAUGACCAGCAGCACCUGGCGAGUGUAAGCACACUUAACAGGCUGAAAAGUUGAAUCGUUAAUGUUAUUUCCCAGCUUGACAAAAUUCAGUUGUGGCGACAGGCCAGAUCAGAUCAUAUUUGGAACCACAUUUGAUAUUCCAGCUGUUGAUGCUGUUUCUAUUCAGGUAAUAUAUUUUUUAUUUAAUUAGUGUAUUAUUAGAAGGCAAUUGUCAAGAUAUUGUUUUGCCCUCUCAUUCGAUCGAAUAAUAGUUGAAGGAUUUUGUAUAGAUGGAAAUUAUUGAGUAGAAAUUUAUAUACAAUUAGUAACGUAUAAAUACCUAUUAGUAGUGAGGUCAAGAUACCCCAGUUUCGGUGUACGGGUACGGGUACGAGUAGCAUGAUUUUGGUUAGCAAUAUUUUCGUCGAUGUCUGUACCUUUACUCGUAAUUAAGGUGCACAUUUUUCGCAUUAUAUCAUUGUCUAUUGCAAGAAAACAGAAAAAGUAAGAUCGAAUUACAGACAUCAGUAAAACAAGAUGACACUACUCGUACCCGUACACCGAAACCGGGGUAUCUUAAUCUCUCUAGUAGAGAGGUUAAGAUACCCCGGUUUCGGUGUACGGGUACGAGUAGUGUCAUCUUGUUUUACUGAUGUCUGUAAUUCGAUCUUACUUUUUCUGUUUUCUUGCAAUAGACAAUGAUAUAAUGCGAAAAAUGUGCACCUUAAUUACGAGUAAAGGUACAGACAUCGACGAAAAUAUUGCUAACCAAAAUCAUGCUACUCGUACCCGUACACCGAAACCGGGGUAUCUUAACCUCUCUUACAAAGAUAUCUCUUAAAGCCGAGUUGAUAGCUUGCUCUAUUUGUUGUAAACUGUUCUUUUUCGACUUGUGUACUACAAGGGAAAACUUUCAACACACUAACUUUAUCCAGUAAAUGCCAUUGUUAAAUGUUUAAUCAUUGCAUUGAUUGUUUUUAGGAUCUCAACAUGAUACUUGUCCUUACUCCUGAAAAUAAUUUAACAUUGUACACCGGAAAAUACAAGGUAACUCUGGCGGUCUGAGUUCUGAUCAGAAUUAAUCCAAGUCGUGACGAUUAUCAGGAUGUGAUAAUUCGCGUACUUACGCCAAUAUUAGGAAGUUUACGAUCUACGACGCGGCCGCCUCGACGACGCGCUUUCAAAACAAAGAAAUUUGGUGUUUCCACAAACAAUAGUAUUAUGUGUUUUAUCGCCAUGCAAAUCUACAAAGAACUUACAAAGAAAUUUGUCAUGCAAGACAAAAACUGUCAAUAAUUAUAUUUGUGGUCCCAUGAGUAUUGUCAACCGCGUUGUGAUUCUCAACACAACGUUAAAAAAGCAUUUUCACGUCUUUCAGGCAACGCGAAAGCUUAAUGCGACACAAGAGGUGUUACUAAAAGUCGAAAUUACAGCAAACAUUGCAUCGCUUUAGCCGAACGUAGCAUUUUGUCAGGUUAUUUGAAAGAGUCAAAUGUUUAUUACAGUAAUCGAAUUGCUUAGCGCUCAUUCUUGAGCUAAAAUUUAGACCGCGUCGUCGAGCCGGCCGCGUCGCAGAUCGUAAACUCCCUAUUACGUUCUGGCACUUCUUUGUUUCCAACCAAGUACGACGUAUGUACGCGGUACUCUCGCGAUCUGCAUCAUUGUAGUCAACUGAACCUGUAUGUGUUUGUAUAACCGCGCGCGCGUCACGCAACAUCAAAGCGCCGGGGACGAGGCUGGUAUGCAAUUGUGUUCUUGUAGUUUCGGGCUAUCGUUGUUGUUGUUGUUGUUGUCGUCGUUGUUGUUGUCGUCGUCGUCGUUGUUGUUGUCGUCGUCGUCGUCGUCAUUGCUAUCGUUGUCGUCGUUGUUGUCGUUGUCGCCGUUGUCGUCGUUGUCGUUGUUGUUGUUGUUGUUGUUGUCGUCGUUGUUGUCGUUGUUGUUGUCGUUGUUGUUGUUGUUGUUGUUGUCGUCGUUGUCGUCGUUGUCGUUGUCGUUGUCGUCGUUGUCGUUGUCGCCAUUGUCGUCGUUGUCGUUGUUGUCGUUGUUGUUGUUGUUGUUGUCGUUGUUGUCGUUGUUGUUGUCGUCGUCGUUGUCGUCGUUGUUGCUGCCGUCGUCGUCGUCGUCGUCGUCGUCGUCGUCGUCGUCGUCGUCGUCGUCGUC